Molecule: messenger RNA, 831 nt
Organism: Ilex paraguariensis (yerba mate)
Lineage: Eukaryota; Viridiplantae; Streptophyta; Magnoliopsida; Aquifoliales; Aquifoliaceae
Source: the annotation of a GenBank genome assembly
AUGGCAAGCAUGUUGCUUCCUCCAGGCUUUCGCUUUCAUCCUACUGAUGUUGAGCUGGUUAUGUACUACCUUAAAAGGAAGGUAAUGGGAAAGAAGCUCCAUUUUGAAGUCAUCUCGGAGCUCAACAUUAACAAAUUCUUUCCAUGGGAGCUCCCAGAUAAAUCAUGUCUGAGAAGUAAGGAUCGCGAGUGGUACUUCUUUUGCCCUAGAGAGAGGAAGUAUGCAAGUGGGUCGAGAAUGAAUCGUGCAACUGAAAAUGGAUAUUGGAAAGCCACCGGACAAGAUAAACAAGUUCUUUACAACGAGCAAACUGUGGGAAAGGUUAAAACUUUGAUUUUUCACAAAGGACAUGCUCCACGAGGAGAAAGAACAAAUUGGGUUAUACAUGAAUAUAGACUUGAAGACAAAAUACUGGCUGAUGCAGCCAUUGUUCAGGAUGCAUAUGUGCUCUGUAAAGUUUUCAAGAAGAAUCGUCUGGGACCAAACAAUGGUGCGCAAUAUGGAGCACCAUUUAAUGAGGAAGAAUGGAAUGAUGAUGAAGACAUCAGUGCGGAAUCUUUACUAUCUGAUGGAUCUACCCUUUUGGUGCCUGAUAAACAGAAGAAUGCUGUGGUGACGAGCACAAUUGUUCCUGGAAGUACAUAUAGCUGGUCAUUAUCCGAACCAGGUCCAUCUUCAGCUGUGCCUUCUGCUACAAAGGUUCCGGUAGAGGUCCCAGAUGAUGAUUAUAUUGAUUCAUGGUUGGCAAUGUUCACAGAAGAUAGUGUUCCUAUUGAGAAUGACAAUAACGAAGUGAGUAACAUGCUAUUUGUUUUGGACCAGUUGAAUUGA